GAAUGAAUGUUAAAAUUGAAGCAAACAUUUAAAAAAACCCUCCCCUCUUUUUUCCAUUCAACCAAACAACGCGCAACAGCGCUCGCGGCUGCUACUCCCCUGUGACUGCGAUUCAGCGUCUGUCCCCUUUUAACGUAAUCGCUAUUCUUCUAGCUCAGCAUGAGCACUUAAUGCUGCGUGCAAACACAAAAGAGUACUUAUAUUGCUGACCUGAUUGUCUCUCAGCUUGAAGAAUUCUAAGCUUCCAAUCAAUCAUUGUUUGCCUUGUUUUAAUUUGCGGGUAGUAGCUUCGUAAAAACACCUGCGUUAGGGUUUUUGACGGGCCAUGGCUGAUUUUCUCACCUCUACCCACCGGGCCAAGUGGAUCUUUUCUCCCCAGCAACUGGUUGAGAAAUAUAAAGCUGCUAACCAGAGGGCCAAGCAAAUCCUAGAGAAGUGUGGUGCAACUCUGAUGGACGUAGAUAUCGAUGGGACAUUGUCGUAUCCUGAACCCCAGUUGACUUCAAAGGAUAAUGCUGAAAAGCAUUCUCGAGUAAAACCUCUAAGUAUUGAAGAAGAACAAUGUAUAAAGGUAUUUUAUGAAAACAAGCUACAAGAAGUAUGCAACAAUUUCCACUUCCCUCAUAAAAUUCAGGCAACAGCCCUCAUCUAUUUUAAAAGGUUCUAUCUGCAAUGGUCGGUGAUGGAACAUCAACCAAAAAAUAUAAUGUUGACCUGUAUAUAUGCUGCUUGUAAGAUAGAAGAAAAUCAUGUAUCAGCUGAGGAGCUUGGAAAGGGGAUUUCACAGGAUCAUCAAAUGAUUCUCAAUAAUGAGAUGAUAGUCUAUCAGAGUUUGGAAUUUGAUCUUAUUGUUUAUGCACCAUAUCGAUCAGUUGAAGGUUUUAUGAAUGAUAUGGAGGAAUUUUGCAAUGCUGGUGACGCCCAGCUUCAAAUGCUCAAGACUUUGCAAGAUACAGCAAAGCUGGAAGUUGAUAAAAUGAUGCUUACAGAUGCACCGCUCUUAUUUCCUCCUGGGCAGUUGGCCUUGGCUGCAUUGCGCAACUCAAAUGCACUCCAUAAAGUUGUUGACUUUGAUAGUUAUCUGAGGAGCAUUUUUUCCCGUCAGAACUCCAUGCAUACGAUGUCUGAGCUUAUAGAAUCAUUCAAUGCAAUAGAUUCUUGGGUUAGAAAAUACAAAACUCCUUCAGAGAAGGAAUUAAAGCACAUCAAUAGGAAACUGAAGUCUUGUUGGGGUCAUGGGUCUCACGACGAGAGCAAGAAGCGCGAGAAGAAAUCAAAGCACAAGUCCAAAAAGAGCUCACAUGAAGCACAAAAUGUGCCAUCUCAUGUUUAGCUUUGUAUUCUUUUCAAAUGAGCCACUCAUCAUCUUAGAGUUUUGGAUGGGAAUUUUUGUUUUGUUUCUGUUCAUCCUCGUCUGGAUGCAGGAGUGUUAAUGACUGAUGAGCGAGGAAACUUUUGAGUUUUAUUCAGUGAUGUUCUGUCUGUUACUUCCCUUUUCUUAUUAUCCUCAAAUAGAAAUACUUAAUUGUGCAAAAACACUGAACAAAAUGGACACGAAGAAGUCCCGUGUUAUUUGUAAGAUGAAAUUUAGUCUCA
Molecule: messenger RNA, 1596 nt
Organism: Lotus japonicus
Lineage: Eukaryota; Viridiplantae; Streptophyta; Magnoliopsida; Fabales; Fabaceae
Product: cyclin-H1-1
Exons: 14
Coding region: 326-1333 (335 amino acids)
Biological process (GO): regulation of cyclin-dependent protein serine/threonine kinase activity; regulation of transcription by RNA polymerase II
Cellular component (GO): transcription factor TFIIK complex; nucleus
Molecular function (GO): cyclin-dependent protein serine/threonine kinase regulator activity
Source: RefSeq, a predicted model, not a curated record